Messenger RNA from Periophthalmus magnuspinnatus, 1135 nucleotides. RefSeq lists its product as uncharacterized. Bases 164 to 703 code for a protein of 179 amino acids. The transcript is spliced from 6 exons. NCBI's taxonomy places the organism in Eukaryota, Metazoa, Chordata, Actinopteri, Gobiiformes, Gobiidae. The record is from RefSeq and is a predicted model, not a curated record.
GUUUGGGAAUGUAGGUUGUCUACUCCUAUCUGACAAAUCCGCCGCCAUUACAACGCGAACGAGGAUUAAUAGGCUGUCAAGACCCCUUUAUAGAUUUUAUAAUACAUAUUUUAUUUUCAUAGCAACAAAGUAAUAUAUUCUCCGUAUCUACCUCACCUGAAAAAUGGAUACAGAAAUGAAAGAAAGUGAGACAGAAAAUCAGACUUCACAAGGAGAACCUGAGAAACCAGUGUCUGAAAACAAGGCCAGGGAUCGAGGAGCAAAAUCGCGUGGUAGAGGUGGUCGUAUUGGUCGUGGUGGGAUGCGUGGCGGACGGGGUAUGAUAAAAGGGUUUGGUCCUCCUGGUCGUGGCAGGGGUCGAAUGCACGAUGGACCUUUGAAUGGAUUUCCACAUAUGAGGGGAAUGGGAAGAAUGCGACCAUAUCCUGACCCCAGAGGGCACCGUGGACGAGGGCCGAUGGGUAUGGGACCACCACCCCUUCCACCUCCUCCAAUGCACCUCAGAGGUCCCUUUCCUCCAAUGCUCAGGCAUGGACCUCCACCAGGCCACCCUGGAUUCAGAGGACGUCCCCCACAUCCUCGGGGCCGUGGCAUGCCUCCCCCUGGACCUCCACGACCUUUCCUCCCACGUGGUCCAAGAGGGGGGCACACAGUACAGUACAGUUCCCAGCCACCAGGAGCCCAGGACCUUCUCCCAAGCUGAUUCCACCACCACAAUGGAAAGGUGAGCUGAUAAUUGUCUGCUUAAUAUUUGAACCUCUUCUUUCAGGAUUCAGGCUCUUAUCUUUACAUGUAUAAAAACUAAAGCCCUGACAAAAUUAAAAUUAAAUUUGUAACCAGUUCUCUACACAAAACUAUCAAGCACACAGAUACCCCACUCAAAACUGUAAAGCACAGUGUACUCAAACUCUCAAAAGUAAAGUUUGUGUUUAUUGUUGACAAUUAUUUUUAUUGGCUUAUUUAAUGCUAAUUGGGGAAAAAUAAUUAAAGUCUAUACAUGACAUGUCUACACAUAACUAGGAAAAUAGGAGCAGUAAGCCAUUGGCUUUAUUUGAAGGAAAGGGGGGGGGGGGGUCUUGACAGCCUAUUAUAACAUUAUUGCAUCAUGUUAUAAAUGCCUUAAAUAAAUGUGUCC